This is a messenger RNA of Gigantopelta aegis, 2878 nucleotides long. Its product is annotated as UBX domain-containing protein 6-like. Gene Ontology annotation, molecular function: protein binding. NCBI's taxonomy places the organism in Eukaryota, Metazoa, Mollusca, Gastropoda, Neomphalida, Peltospiridae. The record is from RefSeq and is a predicted model, not a curated record. Gene Ontology annotation, cellular component: cytoplasm. The transcript has 3 exons. The coding region runs from base 457 to 1791 and encodes 444 amino acids.
GUGCAUUUUCAUUUUGUCCGAUCCUGCACCAGGAAGUGUUUUAGUUUUGGAUUUUGGUUAAAUCAUUUUAUAAUUAUUGCCGUUUGUUAUGUUUGAUACGAGUGAUAUUUUUGAUGAUAUAAGAAAUACAUUACAAACAUUUCUCGUUGAAUUUUAUCAAAAUGUUUUGCUAAAAUGUUUUAAUGAGCUGAAAAAUUCAGACGCUCAGUUAUCGGCCCUUCUUCUGCUUGCACUCUGGCUGAUUAUCAACAUAUUUUUAUUGCGCCUGGUUUGGAGUUAUUACGGCGACGACGUCUAUCAAAUACUGAUGCCCCAGGGUUUAUGUAGACAGACUUCAGAAAACAAGGAAGCAAAUGCUGAAAAUGGACAUUUGAAAAGGGAUUAACUUACUUUGACUCAAGGUCAUCACAGAAUAAACUGAUAUUUAUUUACUCGAUUUAAGGAGAGAAAAGCAAAAUGGCAUCAGCCAUAAAAAAAUUCUUUCAGAAAAAGAAACUUGAUGUAAAGUUCAAGAAGGCCGGAGAGGGUUACAGGCUGACUGAUGACACAAGCCCUGGUUAUUCGCAAUCUCGGCCAUCCCCACAAGCCAGUGCCAGUCCCAGGAGACAUCAGGCUACAGAAGAUUCUCGGAUAGCAGGAGCCGCAGCUCUGCAUCGGAUUGAAGCCACUCAGCCAAAAGAAUUUGACCAAGCAGCUGUUGCCAGGGCACGAAUCCGUCGUCAGAUAGAGGCUGAAAAAGCUGCACUGGAAAAGUCCCAGUCAACAGGAUCCCCAGAAGCAUGUAAACCAAACACAGUUGUCCAAGAUGCCGCUCCAGUAUUGAGUGUCAUCAUGUUCAAAUGUCCAGAAAUUGGUCCUCAGGUGAUGCCAAAAGCCGAGAUGGAGAGUCACAUCGAGGAGUUCUUACUGACUAACCUAGCGGACGAACCCGAGAUGACGUCAGCGCUGAUGAUACACACUUUAAACAAGGACAAGGAGAAAGUGAAGACCUGCAUAGACACGUUGAUCAAGUAUAUCGACAAUAUUAUCGCACACCCUGAAGAGGAAAAGUAUCGCAAGAUUCGAAUUAAUAAUAAAGUAUACCAGGAGAGGAUUUCCGACUUGAAAGGCACCGAGGAAUUCAUGCAGGCUGCACGGUUUUGUAUGACAACGUUACCUGUUGAUGAUCACGAGGAAGUUUUUUACGUCUUGGAUGCAGAGGAAGCUAAAAAAACUGAACGUCUGGAAAACAUAAAGGACGUACUGCUUGCAGCCGAGCCAAUUAGGCCACAGCUAGACAGAUGUCUCAAAGUCUUUCACCCAUCUGCAUUAACAUCUAAAUUUGACAUUCCUGAUGAAUUUUAUUCCAUUUCUCCCGAGGAGUUUAAGAAGGAGCAGCAACGUAGGAUAGAGGCUUCAGAAAAAUUAGGAAUGUUGCGAACCAAGGCCAUGAGGGAGAGAGAUGAGCAUCGUGAGUUGCGAAAGUAUCGAUACACGCUGCUCCGAGUGAAGUUUCCCAACAGUGUUGUACUGCAAGGGACGUUCAGAGCACUGGAGAAACUGUCCAAACUGUUUAACUACGUGAGAGAGAACCUCAAUAGUGACUGGAUGCCUUUCCAGCUGGUGACAGCGACCGGACAGAAACUGACCGAAGAGAAUCUGUCCUUCGCAGAGCUGGGUUUGGUUCCCGCGGCAGUUGUGAAUUUCUCAUGGGAUCCCACGAUAAUGAAGGAGAUCGCUGCCCAGAAGGGAGAAGCACAGACUAACGUCUUCCUGAAACCGGAAGUUCACGCUCUCAUAGAGAGGUUGUAGCACAUUCAGUGUGGCUGAUCAGUAGAUAUAGUUCUUAGUAUUUAAAAGAGAUUAUUUAAGAAAAAGAUAUUUCUUCUAACAUCCUUUCAUCAUACUGAGGAGUUUGAAAAAUAUUCUUCUGAUUAUUCUCUAUUGCCACGGUUUGUACAGAAUGCUACGAGUUUGUAAUUUAAAUCUUACCUCAGAAUUUACACCGAUGAGACAUGAAUUGUAUUGUACACAAGACACAAGGCCAUGUAAUGUUAUUUGUUAAAAUUUCGUCUAGUCUUACCUGGUUUUACUACACGUUUCAACAAAACUUUUUCUCAAGUAUUAUUUUACAUUUGGUUUUGAUUUUGGUAUGAACAAAUUUCAGUCCAGCUAGCCUGUACAUUACCUCAAUAUGUAUGUUCACUAGGUUUGCAUGCUUGUAAUUACAAUGUGUCUCCUUUGUGAUAAUGUUUUUGUUUUAAUUUAUUAAGUGACCUUUAACAGUUAUCAACAAACCAUAUGCUGAAGUGAAUUAUUAUGCCUACUUUUCAUGCAGUGUGUUUGAUAAUGAAACUAAUAAUGCUGUAUUUGCAUAAAUGGUUGUGCUACAGUAUGUAUUGAAAGACGAAAAACACAUCCCUUAAAUGUUGUUUAUAAAUAUUGUAAUUUUACUUUUUAGUGAUCAUAAUCAUGUUGCUCACUUCAAGUAUUUUAUUAGAUAAAAUUCCUCUGUAAAUCAUUCAAAGGGUUCACUUUCAGUGGUCCAGUUGACUAACUGCCAGUUUUGGAUAACACUUGCUCCAGUAUGUAUAUUCCUUGGCUAAAUAAAGCUACUUUUCAGAAAAUGUGGCAAAUUAAAACAAAAAAAAACCAGAUUAUAAUUAUUCCAGGAUGAGAUCUUCAUGCUGAAAGUAAAAACCAGUGUAUCAUUUUUCAUUAACUUGGAUGUUUGAGGGAUCUGCUUUGAAUAAAUGUGCAAUAAGAAUACAUAAGUGUUUUAGUUAAAGGGACAUUCCUGAGUUUGCUGCAUUGUAAAAUGUUUCCGAAUAAUAAAAUAUUUCUACGAUUAAACUUACAUAUUAAAUAUAUUUUCUUGUUUAUAAUAUCAUUGUCUGUA